This is a messenger RNA of Suncus etruscus (white-toothed pygmy shrew), 5441 nucleotides long. RefSeq names its product collagen type III alpha 1 chain (gene COL3A1). The transcript has 51 exons. The record is from RefSeq and is a predicted model, not a curated record. The coding region runs from base 95 to 4483 and encodes 1462 amino acids. Gene Ontology annotation, molecular function: protein binding; extracellular matrix structural constituent. NCBI's taxonomy places the organism in Eukaryota, Metazoa, Chordata, Mammalia, Eulipotyphla, Soricidae.
GGUGCUGAAGGGCAGGGAACAACUGAUGGUGCUACUUUGAACUGCUUUUCUUUUCUCCUUCUUGCACAAAGAGUCUCAUGUCUGAUAUUUAGACAUGAUGAGCUUUGUGCAAAGGGGAACCUGGUUACUUCUUGCUCUGCUUCAUCCCACUGUUAUUUUCGCACAGCAGACCCAAGAAGACUAUGACGGAGGAUGUGCCCAUCUUGGUCAGGUCUAUGCAGAUAGAGAUGUCUGGAAACCAGAACCAUGCGAAAUAUGUGUCUGUGACUCAGGAUCUGUUCUUUGUGAUGCCAUAAUGUGUGAUGAACAGGAAUUAGACUGCGAAAACCCAGAGAUUCCAUUUGGGGAAUGUUGUGCAGUUUGCCCACAGCCUCCAACAGUUCCUUCUCGAGUUCCUGGUGGAUCUGGACCUCAAGGCCCGAAGGGAGAUCCAGGUCCACCUGGCAUCCCUGGGAGAAAUGGUGAUCCUGGUAUCCCAGGACAACCAGGAUCCCCUGGUCCUCCUGGUGCUCCUGGAAUCUGUGAAUCAUGCCCUACUGUCAAUCAGAACUAUUCUCCCCAGUUUGAUUCAUACGAUGUCAAGGCUGGAGGUGGUGGAGGCGGGGGCUUUCCUGGCCCAGCUGGUCCUCCUGGCCCUCCUGGUCCCCCUGGUGCAUCUGGUCAUCCUGGAUCACCUGGCUCUCCAGGAUACCAAGGUCCCCCUGGUGAAACUGGACAAGCUGGUCCUGCUGGUCCUCCUGGACCUCCUGGUGCUGUAGGUCCAGCUGGUCCUGCUGGAAAAGAUGGGGAAUCAGGAAGACCAGGAAGACCUGGAGACAGAGGAAUCCCUGGACCCCCAGGCAUGAAAGGCCCUGCUGGCAUGCCUGGAUUCCCUGGGAUGAAAGGACACAGAGGUUUUGAUGGGCGAAAUGGAGAAAAGGGAGAAACUGGUGCUCCUGGAUUAAAGGGUGAAAAUGGUCUUCCUGGUGAAAAUGGAUCUCCUGGACCCAUGGGUCCAAGAGGCCUUCCUGGUGAGAGAGGAAGACCAGGACUUCCUGGAGCUGCAGGAACUCGAGGCAAUGAUGGUGCUCGAGGGAGUGAUGGACAACCAGGCCCACCUGGUCCCCCUGGAACUGCAGGAUUUCCUGGUUCUCCUGGUGCUAAGGGUGAAAAUGGACCUGCGGGAUCUCCUGGCUCUAGUGGCUCCCCUGGACAAAGAGGAGAACCUGGACCCCAGGGACUUGCUGGUUCUCCAGGUCCUCCAGGUCCUCCUGGCAAUAAUGGCAGUCCUGGUAGUAAAGGUGAAAUGGGUCCUGCUGGAAUUCUUGGAGCUCCUGGGCUCCCAGGAGGCCGAGGACCUGCUGGACCUCCUGGUGCCGUUGGUGCUCCUGGACAGAGAGGUGCUGCAGGUGAACCUGGGAAGAAUGGUGCCAAAGGAGAGCCAGGACAACGUGGUGAACGUGGUGAAGCUGGUACUCCAGGCGCUCCAGGAGCUAAGGGUGAAGAUGGCAAAGAUGGGUCACCGGGAGAACCUGGUUCUAAUGGACUCCCAGGCACUCCAGGAGAUCGGGGUGCACCUGGAUUCCGAGGUGCUGCUGGAGCAAAUGGCCUUCCAGGAGAAAAGGGGCCUGCUGGAGAGCGUGGUGGCCCAGGUCCUGCAGGGCCCAGAGGAAUUGCCGGAGAACCUGGUCGAGAUGGUCUUCCUGGACCUCCGGGAUUGAGGGGUAUGACUGGAAGUCCAGGAGGACCAGGCAGUGAUGGGAAACCAGGCCCUCCCGGAAAUCAAGGAGAAAGUGGCAGACCAGGGCCUCCAGGUCCAUCUGGUCCCCGAGGACAACCAGGUGUCAUGGGUUUCCCUGGUCCAAAAGGAAAUGAUGGCGCUCCUGGCAAAAAUGGAGAACGAGGUGGCCCUGGUGGUCCUGGACCACAGGGCCCUGCUGGGAAAAAUGGUGAAACUGGACCUCAGGGCCCUCCUGGGCCUACUGGACCAGCUGGUGAUAAAGGGGAAUCGGGAGCUCCUGGCCUAGCUGGACCACAAGGAUUGCCUGGAACUAAUGGCCCUCCAGGAGAAAAUGGAAAACCUGGUGAAGCAGGUCCCAAGGGUGAACCUGGCGGACCAGGAGCUCCAGGAGUCAAAGGUGAACCCGGUUCUCCUGGUGAACGAGGAAAUCCUGGUCAACCAGGCUCUGCGGGACCUAAAGGUGCAACUGGCCCUGCCGGUCCAGGAGGACCAAAGGGCCCUGCAGGGCCUCCAGGGGUGCCCGGUAAUUCUGGCUCUCCUGGUCUGCAAGGAAUGCCUGGAGAAAGAGGAGCUCCUGGAGGUCAAGGACCAAAGGGUGAAAAGGGUGAGCCAGGUGGUCCAGGUGCUGAUGGUGGUCCUGGGAAAGAUGGCCCAAGGGGUCCUGCUGGUCCAAUUGGCCCUCCAGGCCCAGCUGGACAGCCAGGAGAUAAGGGUGAAGCUGGUGGCCCCGGAAUCCCAGGUGCAACUGGUCCUCGUGGUGGCCCUGGUGAGAGAGGUGAACAUGGGCCUCCAGGACCUGCUGGGUUCCCUGGUGCUCCAGGGCAGAAUGGUGAGCCUGGUUCCAAAGGAGAAAGAGGAGCUCCGGGUGAGAAAGGUGAAGGAGGCCCUCCUGGAGUUGCUGGACCUCCUGGCGGUUCAGGGCCAGCUGGUCCCCCUGGUCCCCAAGGUGUCAAAGGAGAACGUGGAAGUCCUGGUGGUCCUGGUGCAUCUGGCUUCCCUGGUGCUCGUGGUCUUCCUGGUCCUCCUGGUAGUAAUGGCAACCCAGGACCCCCUGGUACUAACGGCGCUCCAGGUAAAGAUGGGCCCGCAGGUCCACCUGGGAACAGUGGGGCUCCUGGCAACCCUGGACCAUCUGGACCAAAAGGUGACGCUGGUCCGCCAGGAGAGAAAGGAUCCCCUGGUAGCCAGGGACCUCCGGGAUCUCCGGGCCCUCUUGGAAUUGCAGGAAUUACUGGAGCACGAGGUCUUGCAGGACCGCCAGGCAUGCCAGGUGCCAGGGGAAGCCCCGGGCCACAGGGUAUCAAGGGGGAAAGCGGGAAACCCGGACCCAGUGGCCAUAAUGGAGAACGUGGUCCUCCUGGCCCUCAAGGUCUCCCUGGUUUGGCUGGUACAGCUGGUGAACCUGGAAGAGAUGGAAACCCUGGAUCAGAUGGUCUUCCAGGCCGAGAUGGUUCUCCUGGUGGCAAGGGUGACCGUGGUGAAAAUGGGUCUCCUGGUGCCCCAGGUGCUCCUGGUCAUCCUGGCCCCCCUGGUCCUGUUGGUCCCUCUGGAAAGAGUGGUGACAGAGGAGAAACUGGUCCAGCUGGUCCAGCUGGAGCUCCAGGUCCUGCUGGCUCCCGAGGUGCUCCUGGGCCACAAGGUCCACGUGGUGACAAGGGUGAAGCGGGUGAACGUGGCUCUAAUGGCAUCAAAGGACAUCGAGGAUUCCCUGGAAAUCCAGGCCCCCCUGGCUCUCCAGGCAUUGCCGGUCACCAAGGUGCAGUGGGUAGUCCAGGACCUGCAGGCCCCAGGGGACCUACUGGACCUAAUGGACCUCCUGGCAAAGACGGAGUGAGUGGACACCCAGGUCCUAUUGGGCCACCAGGACCUCGAGGUAACAGAGGAGAAAGAGGAUCUGAAGGCUCUCCAGGUCACCCAGGACAACCUGGCCCUCCCGGACCUCCUGGUGCCCCUGGUCCAUGCUGUGGUGGGGGUGGUGCAAUCUCUGGUGGAGGCGAAAAAGCUGGUGGGUUUGCCCCAUAUUAUGGAGAUGAACCUGUGGACUUAAAAAUCAACACGGAAGAGAUUAUGACUUCACUCAAAUCCGUCAGUGGACAGCUAGAAAACCACAUUAGCCCUGACGGUUCUCGGAAACACCCUGCCCGGAACUGCCGGGAUCUGAAGUUCUGCCACCCUGAACUCCAAAGUGGAGAAUAUUGGGUUGAUCCUAACCAAGGUUGCAAGAUGGAUGCUAUUAAAGUAUUCUGUAAUAUGGAGACAGGGGAAACAUGCAUUAAUGCCAAUCCUUCAAGUGUCCCACGCAAGAACUGGUGGAAAGAUUCUGGUGCUGCAAAAUAUGUUUGGUUUGGAGAAACCAUGGAUGGCGGUUUUCAGUUUAGCUAUGGCAAUCCUGAUCUUCCUGAAGAUGUCCUUGAUGUCCAGCUGGCUUUCCUCAGACUUCUUUCUAGCCGGGCCUCCCAAAACAUUACAUAUCACUGCAAGAAUAGUAUUGCAUACAUGGAUCAUGCCAAUGGGAAUGUCAAGAAGGCUCUAAAAUUGAUGGGAUCCAAUGAUGGUGAAUUCAAGGCUGAAGGAAAUAGCAAAUUCACAUACACAGUUCUGGAAGAUGGUUGCACUAAACACACUGGCGAAUGGGGCAAGACAGUCUUUGAAUAUAGAACACGCAAAGCUAUGAGACUACCUAUUAUAGAUUUUGCACCCUAUGAUAUUGGUGGUCCCGAUCAAGAAUUCGGUGUGGACGUUGGCCCUGUUUGCUUUUUAUAAACCAAACUCUCUCUGAAACCCCAGCAGACAAUUUCAAACUCCAUAUGUGUUCUUCUUCUAAUCUUGUCAACCAGUACAAGUGCCCAACUAAAUUACAGUUAUUUAUUUCCAAAAUUUUUGGAAAACGUAUAAAUUGACAAAAAAAAUAGAUACUUUUUUUCUGUUACAACAAAUACAGUUUAAGUGAUUUUUUUCUAUUUUUUUUACCAGUCCCAAUUUCAAAAUGUCUCAAUGGUGCUAUAAUAAAUAAACUUCAACACUCUUACAAUAACAUGGUGUUACAUUCUUUGAAUCCUAGCCCAUUUGCUGAGCAAUGACUUUGCUUGUCAUUAAAUGAUAACCUUUCUUUUUGAAAGAGUCAAACAUAAAAUUAGAAAAGACUUUCCUGUUUCAACUACCUCAACCUGGUCACAAACACAGAUGAAUUUUGUAGAUUCCAGAAGAUGAAAAACAAAGUUUGCAUAAAUUGGCAAAAUUUGUGACUUUUGUUGAUUUGUUAAAAUAGUGGCCAAAAAAUGUAGAGUGUAGUGUAAGAAUUUAAAGAAAUACUUUUAAAGCCACUAUUUUAAUCCUGACUAUCCACUAUUAAAGGUGCUUUUUUUUUCUCUUUGUGGGUCAUUGCUGAUCAAAAUUACCAAUAUUUGGGAAGGUUUUAAAGAUAUAUGUUAUGGUGCUAAUGUAGUUUCACUUUAAAAACUUAGCUCAGAAUUGUUACCUUGCAUUCAAAACAUAAAGACACAUUUGUUCAUGUCUCCUGCCAAACAGUUUUAUUGGCUUGUCACUUCAGGGGACUUUCUUAUCCCUUUGUCCUGUAAAAGUCAACAACAACAACAACAAAAAAUUAUGAGGCUGCUUUGUCAUACACAGAGAAUGUAUUGAAUUUUAACUUGUAAACUUGUAUGUGGUUGUUGAUCUUUUUUUCUUACAGACACCCAUAAUAAAACAUCAUGAUAAAACA